Durio zibethinus is the source of this 1494-nucleotide messenger RNA. RefSeq names its product protein CANDIDATE G PROTEIN-COUPLED RECEPTOR 2-like. Gene Ontology annotation, biological process: G protein-coupled receptor signaling pathway. The record is from RefSeq and is a predicted model, not a curated record. Gene Ontology annotation, cellular component: plasma membrane. Lineage: Eukaryota; Viridiplantae; Streptophyta; Magnoliopsida; Malvales; Malvaceae. Gene Ontology annotation, molecular function: G protein-coupled receptor activity.
GAAAAUCUGUUAACUUUUUCAUUUUCCCAAACUACUUUUCAAACAAUAUUUUUUUAAUUUCUUUCACCAGCAAGUCAGCCACCUGAUUUCGUGAUUCGAUCAACAAACCCGAACCUUUCGAAAUUACAAAACCAAAUCCUGAGAAUCUCAAUUUCCCAUCUCUGAUUCUUUUUUUUUCUAACUUGUUUUCUUCCCUAUUUUCUUUAUGAAAUUAAACUACUAAAAGAUGCAGUCUCUUGAAAGCAUCACAGAUUCCUCAUUUCCUCAAAACCCUAACAAUUCUUCUUCUUCUUCUGUUAAUGGGUUGUAUGGAUGGCUCUUUGAAUGUCAUGGAAUUUGGCAUAACUUAGCUCUUGUUAUUCCUUCUCUUCUAUUUGUUCUUUUCUUAGGUUUUCAAGCCAAAAGAAGCUUCCAAAAGCUCUCUCAUGGCAGGUCUUAUAUCAUGAUUUCUUAUUACGGUUGCCUUUGGCUUGUUAGCUUGCUCAAUCUUGCUUGGUGUUCUCUUCAGGCCUGGGAAUGCAGUCCUGGAAAGGAAAUGACAUGGAAUAUCUUAUCGUUGUUUACAACUUCUGGGAUGCUGUUCCUGGAAGUUAGCUUGGUGGCAUUUUUACUUCAAGGAAAUUAUGCUAGUGGGUUGGAGGCUUUGACUCGAACAUUUGUUGUUUCGGGGCUUAUUGUUGGUUUGGACUUACUUCUGAAGGCUAUUUACCUAUUUGGAUUUGGUGUCCCUAUGUUCACUGACAACACCGAACAUACACAUCAAGUGAAAUGGGGCUUGUGGGUUGUUCACAGGCUAGUGCUGACUGCUAUUUAUGGCUUCAUACUGUUUAUGUACCACUCUAAGUGGAGAGAAAGGUUACCUGCAAGACCUGCAUUCUACAAAUAUGUUGCAAUCAUGUUCAUCUUGAAUGCACUAGCACUGAUUGCUUGUGGACUAACUGGAAAUGGUGCUAGUUUUGGGUUUUGGUUGUACAGUGCCACAAUUGUUUGCUACCACGCCUUGUACCUUCCUCUUCUGUAUAUAACUUUUCUGGCAGAUUUUUUCCAGGAGGAAGACUUGCACUUAGAGAAUGUGUACUAUUCAGAGAUGAAAGAUGCUGGUUUCUUUGAUGCUGACUGGGAGUGAGCACUGUAUCAACUUUGAAUUACUAGAUUCCCUUUUCGUUAGGAUCUGUAAAUGAAAUUAAAUGCAAUUCAGAUUGUAAAAUGUUUGAUGAAAGGGAUGGUUGAUCGAUGCAUGCAUGUAGUAUUUAUAGAUACUGCUCUGGUAAUGGCGACGGUAAUCCUGUAGCUCGUAUAUUUGUAAUAAUCUCCUGUUUUAUAAAUUUAAGUUGAUUGCAAAUAAAACUUGUUCAAUCUUCUUGUAGCAAAAAAACUAGAAGCAUUGUGUACGUUCUUGUAGAAUUUCUCUUUUAGUUUUUGUGUUAUUGUAAUAAAAUUCCAAUUAACAGCUUCAUGUUGAUGGUGUUUAUGCAUACUAAUAGAUUGGUUAUC